AUUUACAGUGUAUAGGGUUGUUCCUGUACUGGCUGCAUCCCUGACCAGAGGUCCCUGAACACAGCUGUGACAGGAUUUAUAGUGCUGCAGCUGUGUUCCCCUGGCAGCUGGCAAUCCCUGUUGAACUGGAAGAUGAAGGAACUGGGCAGGAACUUCCCUGCCUUGGCUCCCUGACAGGGCAUCCCAAUUAAAUUCACCUUAAGAAUGACAAGGAAGAUCUUCACCAACACCAGGGAGAGGUGGAGGCAGCAAAAUGUCAACAGUGCCUUUGCCAAGCUGAGGAAGCUCAUUCCCACCCAUCCACCAGACAAAAAACUGAGCAAGAACGAGACACUCCGGUUGGCCAUGAGAUACAUCAACUUCCUCGUCAAGGUCCUGGGAGAGCCAGGCCUGCAGCAGACAGCAGUGGCAGCUCGGGGCAGCAUCCUGGGAUUCUUCCAGCAAGCUCCACACUUGCAGAGCAUGGAAAAGCUGACACUGAUUGAAAACUGUGGUGUCUCCUGUCCCAGCAUGAGCAGCAAUAUCGUAGAGUGUUGGUCAGAGGCGUCAUGUCCCUAGCAGACAAUGAGAUAAGCAGUCUCAGUGUUAGUGUGAUAGUCCCUCCCUCCUGGCAGAAUCUGUGGAUUGCUCUUCUGUGUACUGUGAUUAUUUAUUUAUAUUUAUUGCUAUUUAAUUUGCGUUUUUAUUUAAUAGGAUAGGAAAUCCUUGGUCGUGCAAAAUCCUGGAAGUCCAAACGGAGAACUUGUGGUCUCUGGGAGCUUGGAAGGAUUUGGUGCUGUCAUGGCAGAGUCCAAGCCAGAAGAGUCUUCUGCCCAGAUCUCCUCAUAACUCAGGGCAUAGAAAUUCCUUUAGUGUUUCUGACAGGGAAAGAGAUUAUUCUCCCAUGCUAUUUCAAGGAAACACUAUUGAGAUGAAGAAUUAUGACAGCAUAAUUCUUAAGACACAAAAUUUGUCCACAACAGACAUCUGGCCUCGGUAGUGAAAUAUUUUGAGAAAUGUGAUAUUUGACAUAGUCCUCCAUGAGUUGUUCUAGGGGCUAAUUGCACUCACUCUUGAACAUGUGAAUCUUAUUUCUAGCUUGAUUCUUUUAUUUUUAAAUUUAAAUCCUAGCCCUUGAACCUGGCUAUAUGUUUCUUCAUCAGGCUGGAGGGAUCCCUUAUGUCAGAGAAAAGCACAUUAAAGAAAAUUAAAUGUUAGGUUAAAGCAAAAAGUGCCAAUUUAAAAUGACAAAAUACACAGUCAUAGAUGACUUUCAGUGGGUUCAAUAGGCAAAGUAAAUCUCCUCCAAAGCAGCAACAGUGAGCAGUGAAGAAAGAUAGUCAGCUAUGCCCCAACUGUCUUAAAAGCCCAUCAAAGAGGUUGGUGACUCAAUGCCUCUGUUCUUCUGUAGGAAUUGUAGCAAUGGGGGAGGUUCUCUUUGGGAGGGAGGUCCCAGGACAGAGGCCUCAGUGAUGCACUGUGAAAACCUUUGUGGACACAA
Sturnus vulgaris (Common starling) is the source of this 1480-nucleotide messenger RNA. NCBI's taxonomy places the organism in Eukaryota, Metazoa, Chordata, Aves, Passeriformes, Sturnidae. The record is from RefSeq and is a predicted model, not a curated record.